This is a messenger RNA of Drosophila arizonae, 1136 nucleotides long. Its product is annotated as heat shock protein 68. Gene Ontology annotation, molecular function: ATP binding; ATP-dependent protein folding chaperone. The record is from RefSeq and is a predicted model, not a curated record. NCBI's taxonomy places the organism in Eukaryota, Metazoa, Arthropoda, Insecta, Diptera, Drosophilidae.
CAAAGCGCACAUUGUCGUCAAGCACCGAAGCUACCAUCGAGAUCGACGCGUUGUUUGAGGGCCAUGACUUCUACACAAGGGUUAGCCGAGCGCGCUUCGAGGAGUUGUGCGCCGACCUGUUCCGCGGCACACUGCAGCCUGUGGAGAAGGCUCUGAAUGAUGCCAAGAUGGACAAGAGCCAGAUUCACGACAUCGUCUUGGUUGGCGGCUCGACACGUAUUCCGAAGGUGCAGAGCCUGCUGCAGAACUUCUUCUCAGGAAAGAGCCUCAACCUGUCUAUCAAUCCGGACGAGGCGGUGGCCUACGGAGCCGCCAUUCAAGCUGCCAUUCUUAGUGGAGACCAGAGUAGCCAGAUCAAGGACGUGCUGCUGGUCGAUGUCGCGCCGCUCUCACUGGGCAUAGAGACAGCUGGUGGAGUAAUGACGAAACUGAUUGAGCGCAACAGCCGCAUUCCUUGCAAGCAGUCGAAGACCUUCACCACAUACGCGGACAACCAGCCCGCCGUGACAAUUCAGGUGUUUGAGGGCGAGCGCGCCAUGACAAAGGACAACAACGUGCUGGGCACUUUCAAUCUGACCGGCAUUCCGCCAGCUCCGCGCGGUGUGCCAAAGGUGGAAGUUACCUUCGAUUUGGACGCCAACGGCAUACUCAAUGUGACAGCCAAGGAGAUGAGCACUGGCAAUGCCAAGAACAUAACCAUCAAGAACGACAAGGGACGUCUCUCGCAAGCCGACAUCGAUCGCAUGGUGAGUGAGGCCGAGCAGUAUGCCGAGGAGGACGAGAAGCAUCGCCAGAGGAUUGCUGCUCGCAACCAGCUGGAGAGCUACAUCUUUGGCGUAAAGGAGGCUGCCGAAAACGCUAAAGACAAGAUUUCGCAGUCGGAGCGAAGCACCGUGCUGGACACGUGCAGCGAAGCAAUCAAGUGGCUCGAUGCUAAUACCACAGCCGAGAAGGAGGAGUACGAAUACAAACUGCAGGAACUCACAAAAGUCUGCAGUCCUGUGAUGACGAAGAUGCAUCAGUCAGCUGGAGGCGGCGAUGGUCCUCAAGCGUCCCACUGUGGUCAACAAGCUAGAGGCUGCAAUGGUAGCGGUGGCCCCACCAUUGAGGAGGUUGAUUAAAAGUACAAUGUUCCU